Condylura cristata (star-nosed mole) is the source of this 2048-nucleotide messenger RNA. Its product is annotated as vitamin D 25-hydroxylase. Bases 437 to 1942 code for a protein of 501 amino acids. The record is from RefSeq and is a predicted model, not a curated record. Gene Ontology annotation, biological process: xenobiotic metabolic process. Gene Ontology annotation, molecular function: heme binding; oxidoreductase activity, acting on paired donors, with incorporation or reduction of molecular oxygen, reduced flavin or flavoprotein as one donor, and incorporation of one atom of oxygen; iron ion binding. Gene Ontology annotation, cellular component: cytoplasm; intracellular membrane-bounded organelle. The transcript is spliced from 5 exons. NCBI's taxonomy places the organism in Eukaryota, Metazoa, Chordata, Mammalia, Eulipotyphla, Talpidae.
UGAUUGUCAGUUACCAGGUACAGCUAAAGCCUGCAGUACCGACAAUUUUCCAGUUUUCCCAGUCUAAAAUAAGCAGAUCGGAUUUCUAAAAACACAACCUUGGAAGAAGGGAGAGGGAGGUGGCGCUGGAAACGGCAGAGAGGCAAGAUCUGCCGGGCCCAGGGCGGCUGACCGUGCUUAGACACCUCUGAUGCCAACACCUUCGAGCAGGGCUCUGGGCUUGAUGCCCCGCCAACCUGGUGCAUUAUCUUAGCCUGUCACAGGGACUACCAGCGAAAAGUUAGGAGCUAGUUCCCAGGAGGCCAAGAGCCCAGCACUCAGCCAAUGGCCACGGAACAGGGCGGGACCUCGGGGCAUCCGGCCGGAGAGCGCGCCGCGCGGCAGGCAGAUCUGAGUCCCACGGACGGGGUGUCGGCGCCCUGCGGGGCCGGGGGCCAUGCGGGCCCCGCGCGGGGCUGAAGCCUACGUCUUGGCGCUCGGCGGCAUGCUCUUCCUGCUGUUCUUUGCGCUGGUGGUCCGCCAGCUGCUUAAGCAGAGGCGACCCGCCGGCUUUCCUCCGGGGCCGUCGGGGCUGCCCCUUAUCGGCAACAUUUGCUCGCUGGCCGCCUCAGCCGAACUCCCCCAUGUCUACAUGAAAAAGCAGAGCCAGGUGUACGGCGAGAUCUUCAGUUUAGAUCUUGGUGGCAUAUCAACUGUGGUUCUAAAUGGCUAUGAUGUAGUAAAGGAAUGCCUCGUUCAUCAAAGUGAAAUUUUUGCGGAUCGACCGUGCCUUCCUUUAUUCAUGAAGAUGACAAAAAUGGGAGGCUUACUCAAUUCCAGGUAUGGCCGAGGAUGGGUUGAUCAUAGAAGAUUGGCUGUAAACAGUUUCCACUAUUUUGGAUGUGGCCAAAAGUCUUUUGAAUCUAAAAUCUUAGAAGAAACCAAAUUUUUCAUCGAUGCCAUUGAGACAUACAACGGUAGACCUUUUGACUUGAAACAAUUAAUAACAAAUGCUGUUUCAAACAUAACCAACCUGAUCAUUUUUGGAGAAAGAUUCACUUAUGAAGACACAGAUUUUCAGCACAUGAUUGAGUUAUUUAGUGAAAAUGUGGAACUAGCUGCCAGUGCCUCGGUCUUCCUGUAUAAUGCCUUUCCGUGGAUUGGCAUCUUACCUUUUGGAAAACACCAACAGCUGUUUAGAAAUGCAGCUGUCGUCUAUGAUUUUCUCUCCAGUCUUAUUGAAAAAGCUUCUGUGAAAAGACAACCUCAGUCACCUCAGCAUUUUGUUGAUGCUUAUUUAGAUGAGAUGGAUCAAAGUAAAAAUGACCCAUCAUCUACUUUCUCCAAGGAAAACCUCAUUUUCUCUGUGGGGGAACUCAUCAUUGCUGGAACCGAAACCACUACCAAUGUACUGCGGUGGGCUAUUCUUUUCAUGGCCCUCUACCCUAAUAUUCAAGGGCAAGUUCAAAAAGAGAUUGAUUUAAUUAUGGGCCCCAGUGGGAAUCCUUCUUUGGACGACAAAUGCAAAAUGCCGUACACUGAGGCAGUUUUGCAUGAAGUUUUAAGAUUCUGUAAUAUUGUGCCAUUAGGGAUUUUCCAUGCACCCUCUGAAGAUGCAGUUGUACGUGGUUAUACCAUUCCUAAAGGCACAACAGUAAUUACAAAUCUUUAUUCUGUACAUUUUGAUGAAAAAUACUGGAAAGAUCCAGAAAUAUUCUAUCCUGAGCGAUUUCUGGACAGCAGUGGAUAUUUUGCCAAGAAGGAAGCUUUGGUUCCUUUUUCUCUAGGGAGAAGACAUUGUCUUGGAGAACCGCUGGCUCGAAUGGAAAUGUUCCUGUUUUUUACAGCAUUGCUUCAGCGGUUUCACUUACAUUUCCCUCAUGAACUGGUUCCAAAUCUGAAACCCAGGUUAGGUAUGACAUUACAACCUCAGCCCUACCUCAUUUGUGUAGAAAGACGCUGAACAUGCAUGAAUAUCUUGUGGAACAAGGUGGUGGACUCACCUUACCCCCGAACCUUGUUUAAUCUAAUAAGUAUAUGUGUAGUCAUACAAGCUCACAACAUCAUAA